AUGGACCAGUGUGUGAAGUGUCCAGCUCAUCAGUAUGACAACACGGAGCAAAACACCUGUCUCCAAAAGGCUGUGACCUUCCUGGCCUAUGAAGACCCCUUGGGCAUGGCUCUGGCCUGCACGGCUCUCUGCUUCUCUGCACUCACAGCUGCUGUCCUUGGGGUCUUUGUGAAGCACAGAGACACCCCCAUAGUCAAGGCCAACAACAGGGCUCUCAGCUCCAUCCUGCUCAUCUCCCUCACCUUCUGUUUUCUCUGCUCUCUGCUCUUCAUUGGCCGUCCCGGCACAGCCACCUGCAUCCUGCAGGAGACCACAUUUGGACUGGUGUUCACUGUGGCCGUUUCCACGGUCCUGGCCAAAACUGUCACUGUGAUUCUGGCCUUCAACGUCACUGCCCCAGGGAGAAGGAUGAGGCGGUGCCUGGUGUCAGGGGCACCUAACUUCAUCAUUCCCAGCUGCUCCCUCAUCCAGCUGACUCUCUGUGGAGUCUGGCUGGGGACCUCUCCUCCCUUUGUGGACACAGACACACACUCUGAACAUGGCUGCAUCAUCAUCACGUGCAACAAGGGCUCAGUCAUUGCCUUCUACUGUGCCCUGGGAUACCUGGGCUCCCUGGUCCUGGGAACCUUCACGGUGGCCUUCCUGGCCAGGAACCUGCCUGACACCUUCAAUGAAGCCAAGUUCCUGACCUUCAGCAUGCUGGUGUUCUGCAGUGUCUGGCUCACCUUCCUCCCUGUGUACCACAGCACCAACGGCAAGGUCAUGGUGGCUGUGGAGGUCUUCUCCAUCUUGGCCUCCAGCGCAGGGCUCCUGGGCUGCAUCUUUGCCCCCAAGUGCUACAUAAUUCUCAUAAGACCUGACAAGAACUCUCUGAAAGGUUUGAAGGACAGAAGUUCAAUGGGAAAUAGGCAUUCUGAAAGUUAG
Marmota monax (woodchuck) is the source of this 924-nucleotide messenger RNA. RefSeq names its product vomeronasal type-2 receptor 116-like. Gene Ontology annotation, biological process: G protein-coupled receptor signaling pathway. The record is from RefSeq and is a predicted model, not a curated record. The transcript has a single exon. The coding region runs from base 1 to 924 and encodes 307 amino acids. Gene Ontology annotation, molecular function: G protein-coupled receptor activity. Gene Ontology annotation, cellular component: membrane. NCBI's taxonomy places the organism in Eukaryota, Metazoa, Chordata, Mammalia, Rodentia, Sciuridae.